AUGGAGACGAACGAUGACUUUUCUAACCUAAUCGGUUCGGUUUACCGAAAUGGUGACCUGAUUUUCUCACCGGAUGGGAACUCGGUGAUUAGUCCUGUUGGGAACAAACUUUCGGUUUUCGAUCUGAAGAACAAUGUGUCGAAAACGUUGUCCUUUGACUGUUUACACAACAUUAUGUCUGUGGCAAUAAAUAACACAGGGUCGCAUAUGAUCCGUUUUGUUUACUGCUUAUUCAGAAAUUUUGGACCUUUUCCUUGCUAUCUUCAGUUCUCACCAGAUGGAAACUUCAUUGCAAUAUGUCGUGACAUGGAUUUGCAAAUUCAGGAAAUUGGAAAACAAUCGCCUUCAAUGUACUAUCCGUUCUACCUUUCGAAAACGUACCAUUUGUCAUCAGAAACCUUAAAUUGUGUGGACUGGUCCAAUGAUGGUUGUCUACUUGUCGCCGGAGGAGAGGAUAAUAUUGUUCGCGUGGUAGGCUCUCGUGAGUAUCGUAAUCUCUUCAUUCAUUCGUUGGCUGCUCAUCGAGGAUCAAUAGUCAUGUGCCAGUUCAUAAAUUGUAGUUAUGAUGUAAUUUCCGUCUGUAAACGUGGCAUUGCUAAUGUAUGGACUGCAUCUAUUCAGCCUGGAGAUUUAGUGGAAGGAAAGUGGACGAAGGAGGAAGACGAAGUAGGUGGUGAUGAAAUGGUUACGAGGCUGUACUAUGAGAAGACUAAACGAUACUCUCUUUUGGAGUCGUCUGGUAGCGGCAAAUCUGGUAUAGAUGUGACAUCUUGCCGUAUACACGUAAAGUCGAAUAUUUUGUUAACGGCUUUUUCAAAUGGCGUGUUCGUACUUCAUGAGGUGCCAUCAUUUGCACUGAUACAUAAUUUAAGAGUGUCGGAACUGCAGAUAAGCAGUGUAGCGAUGAACAGUACAGGAGACUGGCUCGCACUGGGUUGUGGAAAGGGGUCGGCUGCUCAGUUAGUGGUAUGGGAAUGGCAAUCAGAAACUUAUGUGCUGAAGCAGCAAUCUCAUUCACAAAGGAUUUUAACGAUGCAGUACUCACCAGAUGGUUCAUUACUAGCUACGGGUGCAGAAGAUGGGAAGGUUAAAAUCUGGAGCGGACGUACAGCUUUCUGUACAGUGACGUUCGACGAGCAUACAUCUGCAGUAACGGGUGUUUGUUGGACGCAAAGUGGAAAAGCGAUUCUUAGCGCAUCACUUGAUGGCACAGUGCGUGCACAUGAUCUCAAGAGGUAUCGCAAUUUUCGUACCAUGGCUUGCCCAGAACCAACACAACUUGGAAGCUUGGCGGUUGAUCAGUCUGGUGAUAUUGUUGUAGCAGCAGCUAAAGAAGUCUUUAGUAUUUUCUUGUGGAGUAUGGAGAACGGAUCGUUAUUAGAUAUUUUUAGUGGUCAUCGGUCAAAUAUUGCUAGUAUUAGUAUGCAUGGUAACAUCCUUGCUAGUGUUUCUUGGGAUCGAACACUGAAGAUGUGGAAUAUUGUGGACUCGUCUUGUGAAACUACCGUACUCCCACAAGAAGGCUUAUCCGUAGCAUUUUCUCCAUGUGGACAACUAGUAGCUGUUCUCACAGUGGAUUCGAAUAUAACACUAUAUCACGGGAAAGAUAUGGGAUUUAUCGGUACUAUCGAUGCAAAAUUGGAUCUCGAUCCUUCAAGAGGGCAAACUGAUUUGAUCACACGACAAAAUGCGGCACAAAACAAAUCGUUCACUUGCAUGCAGUUCUCACCUGACAGUGCAUUGCUGCUGUUAGGUGGUGAUUCGAACAAUUUUUGCUUAUAUUCACUCCGGGACCGAAUUCUCGUCAAAAAAUUCAAGAUUACUGAGAACCGUAGCCUCGAUGGAGUUGUGCUGGAUGUAAAUCGCCGUAAUUUCACUGAGUUCGGCAACAUGGCACUUUGCGACACUAGCGACUCAGAGACGGAACCUGAUGGAAGGCGAGCUAUUCGACUGCCAGGAUCGAAACAUUUCGAUCUAGGAGAGCGGAGUGCUCGACCACAAGUUGCAGUUUACGCGGUAGCGUUUUGUCCAACUGGACGGAGAUUUGCCGUAUGCAGUACAGAAGGUGUUGGUGUAUACUCAUUGGAUAUGGAUGGGAUCUUUGAUCCAUUCCAACUGGACAUUGAAACAACACCAGCGAUGAUUAGAAGCCGUUCAUGCUUGAUUUGUAUAUUUAUUAAUUUACGAGCUAUUUCCUUAUGUGAUUAUUCAACGGCUCUUAUGGCGAGUUUACGAUUGAACGAUUCAUCAUUGAUAAAGAAGACGAUGGAAAGCACAGAGGUUCAUCAGAUCGAGUUAGUUGUACAAGCGCUACCACUGCCGUAUGUUGAGAAAUUGCUAAAGUGGAUCGCUGACGGUCAGGUGGUUGCAAGUUCAAUACAUGUGCAUUUUUAUAUGAUUUGGUUGAGACAUAUUCUAUACAUUCACGGGAUGCGCCUGAAAGGACAGACCGAUGUGACAAUACUAACAGGAAUCCAGCAAAUUGUGGCUCAUCAUAGUCAAUUAAUUUCGAAAUUGUAUGUUAAUAAACAUUUUGCCUUAAAGCUAUACAUCUAA
Molecule: messenger RNA, 2556 nt
Organism: Angiostrongylus costaricensis
Lineage: Eukaryota; Metazoa; Nematoda; Chromadorea; Rhabditida; Metastrongylidae
Source: the annotation of a GenBank genome assembly